Molecule: messenger RNA, 994 nt
Organism: Schistosoma guineensis
Lineage: Eukaryota; Metazoa; Platyhelminthes; Trematoda; Strigeidida; Schistosomatidae
Source: the annotation of a GenBank genome assembly
AAAAGCGAGUGCAUAGUAUUAGUUUAUGCUACUAUAUCUAACUAGAUCGCACGUAUUCUUAAAUUGGAUGUCGAUAAAAUUAAUUCACAGUAACAUGAUAUGACCUAUAUAAAACAGCAUAUAUAAUGCAACUACUCGACCUACUGUGUUGUGCAUAAUAUUAACCCUUUUCACGUCCAUAACUAGUUUGAGGAACAAUGUCAGUCAACUUGUUCUUCCUCGUCACAGUAAUGUCUUAUACAACUGUGUAUGCAGUUGUGAGCAACCCUACAACAACUGAGAUGAACAGCAAUACCAGUGCAUCGAAUAAAUCAUCAAGUCUACUGAAUUGGAGAAAUACAAUCUCACAAUGUGUUCGAUUGUAUAUGGAACCAAAUCAACUUGGUGAUUGGUUUGAUAUAUGUGAUAGUAAUGAGCUGCUCUCAUCAACAUGUGUUUGGAGAACCAAAUCGAUUUGUACAACUGGAAAUACGAAUGCAUUCAGAAAAACAUAUUGGUUAAUAUAUGAACGAUCUCAUUUCGCAGGACCCUACAUACUACUCGGUCCCAGUAAAUGUAUUGACGAUAUAAAUCAGUAUAAACUUUCGGCAACUAUGUCAAUACUGAUCUGUGUAGAGAGAUUAACGGCAAAAUGGGAUGUUGUCGUUUCUUGUCAAUAUCCAAAACGACCAUGGAGGGAAUUUUUCCCAGUAAACUGGCACUCUGAUUAUAACGUCAUAUCUAAAUCUGGAACGGCAUCAGCUGAUGAGGCAGAAGCUUCCUCACUGGAAGAAAUAGCAAGUUUGGUAGAUCUACAGAAGAACAGUGUCAACAAUAAAUAAGUACAAGUACAAUCUCUUCGUGUUAAUUCCGUUCGUCAAAUAUUCACGUGCAUGCGGAUAUCAGUCUACUAUGAGAGAGUGAGAGAGAGAGAGAGAGCUGAAAAUGAUGUUUGUAGUUGUGUUGAAUCAAUGGACGUAGGUAGUUUGAUCUGAAUCACGAUGAAUAUUGACUG